Pipistrellus nathusii (Nathusius's pipistrelle) is the source of this 1935-nucleotide messenger RNA. Lineage: Eukaryota; Metazoa; Chordata; Mammalia; Chiroptera; Vespertilionidae. The record is from the annotation of a GenBank genome assembly.
AUGGAUGAAUCAAAUGAUGAUAUAGACCAAAUGUUCAGCAAUUUGCUGGGAGAGAUGGAUCUUUUGACCCAGAGUUUAGGAGUGGACAUUCUUCCUCCUCCAGACCCUAAACCUCCCAGGGCUGAAUUUAACUACACUGUGGGUUUUAAGGAUUUAAAUGAAUCCUUAAAUGCACUGGAAGACCAAGAUUUAGAUGCGCUCAUGGCAGAUCUGGUAGCAGAUAUAAGUGAAGCUGAACAGAGGACAAUCCAGGCACAGAAAGAGUCUUCUCAGAGUCCGUAUCAUCCGGCCCCUCUGGAAGUGUCACCUUUCAGUGGCUCAGCCACUCCUGGUUACGAUGCAAAUGUCGUUGCAACUAGUAUAAGCCAAUAUGAGGAUGAUUUACCACCUCCACCAGCAGACCCCAUGUUAGACCUGCCUCUGCCACCACCACCUCCUGAACCUCUCUCUCAGGAAGAACAAGAAGCCCAGGCGAAGGCUGAUAAAAUUAAGCUGGCAUUGGAAAAACUGAAAGAGGCCAAAGUCAAAAAGCUGGUCGUCAAGGUGCAUAUGAAUGAUAACAGCACAAAGUCGCUGAUGGUGGAUGAGCGGCAAUUGGCCAGAGACGUUCUAGACAACCUUUUUGAGAAAACCCAUUGUGACUGCAGUGUAGACUGGUGUCUUUAUGAAAUAUACCCAGAACUACAAAUUGAAAGGUUUUUUGAAGACCAUGAAAAUGUUGUUGAAGUCUUAUCAGACUGGACAAGAGACACAGAAAAUAAAGUGGUAUUUUUGAAGAAAGAGGAAAAAUAUGCUGUAUUUAAAAACCCCCAGAAUUUUUACUUGGAUAACAAAGGAAAAAAAGAAAGCAAGGAAACAAAUGAGAAGAUGAAUGCCAAGAACAAGGAAUGCUUACUGGAGGAAAGUUUCUGUGGAACAUCUGUCAUUGUGCCAGAACUUGAAGGAGCUCUUUAUUUGAAAGAAGAUGGAAAGAAAUCCUGGAAAAGGCGCUAUUUCCUUUUACGAGCUUCUGGAAUUUAUUACGUACCCAAAGGGAAGACUAAGACAUCUCGAGAUCUGGCGUGUUUUAUACAGUUUGAAAAUGUCAACAUUUACUAUGGGAUUCAGUGUAAAAUGAAAUAUAAAGCACCCACUGACUACUGCUUUGUUUUAAAGCAUCCCCAAAUUCAGAAGGAGUCCCAGUAUAUCAAGUAUCUCUGCUGUGAUGAUGAAAGAACUCUAAACCAGUGGGUCACGGGAAUACGGAUCGCAAAGUACGGAAAGACUCUCUAUGACAACUAUCAGCGGGCUGUGGCAAAGGCUGGGCUGGCCUCUCGGUGGACAAACCUGGGCACUGUCAAUGCACCUGCACCAACUCCGCCUUCUACAGGACUUACAGCAGGCACCGCCCAGGCCAAUGGUCAGAUUCCCCAGGCUGUACACUCAGCGAGUGCUGUUCUCGAGGAAGCCCAGAGACACGUUGACACAACUAAGGACAAGAAGCCAGCUCUCCGUCCACAGGACCCAGGAACCCCCAGGGCCCAACACCGUCCGAAGUCCGGCCUGCCCCCGCCGCCUCCCGUCCGGCGGUCCUCAGAGGCCAGCGGCAGCCCCGCGAUCCCCGCCAAGGCCAAGGCCGCCGGCUUCCCAGCCCCUCCCGACGACCUGCCGCCGCCGCCGCCGCCGCCGCCGCCGCCCCCUGACUCUAACGACGCGCCCCCGGACUUCGUGCCUCCCCCUCCGCCGCCCUUUGUAGGGGAUGCGGGGCCAUUGCCGCCCCCGCCGCCGCCGCCGCCCGCCCUGGCGCCCGAGCCCCAGAGGCCGCCCCCCACUGCCACCAAAAGGCCUCCCGUCCCCCCCAAGAGGCAAGAGAACCCAGGACCGCCCGGCGGGGAGCAGGAUUUCAUGUCAGACCUCAUGAAAGCUUUGCAAAAGAAAAGAGGCAACCUGCCCUAA